AUGACCGACGCAGACCCGCCGCAAGCUCCCCCGCUCUCCCUCCCUCCCUCCGCCAUCCUCAAUGCGCCCGGCCUAGCACCGCACCCCGACUCCGAAGAGUUCAUUCGCAAUGAGAGACACCGUACGGCGCAUGAGCUAGAGCCAAUUCGUAAGGACUUUGCGUCUUCACCGCCGUCUAAUGGCCGGCCCUCACCAAACGCGCCGCAAGCUCUACGCUCACCCACGAUACGCUCGCGCGGCAGGGGCAGCUCCUCCCACCGUGGAGGACUACCACGGCGUCCGUCCGACAUAAGCACGGUCCCGGAUGAUGUCGCCGUGGAGGACGAGAGGAGAUAUAGGCUGAGGAGACAGGUGCCGCACUGGUAUGAUCCGGUGGUCAAGUUCUGGAAGAACCAGAUUAGCGUCACGAUUGAUGAGGGGGCGCAUAGGGAUCACUUGGCGAACGAGCGCACCUUCCUCGGCUACCUACGCACCUCCCUCGCCCUCGCUAUGACCGGCGUCAUAACCGCGCAGCUCUUCCGGCUGCAGCACGCGCUGAAUCCGGAUCCAGACAUCGGCUACUUCGUCUUCGGCGUCCCGCUCGCGGCGUCAUUUAUCGGCUCCGGCAUGGUCGUCCUCCUGAUCGGUGCUUUCAGGUUUUGGAGACAGCAGAAUGCGAUGGUUAGGGGGAAGGUACAUGCGGGCGGGUGGGAAGUUACGGGCAUCAUGGUGCUGGUUAUUGCGCUUUGUACCGCGGCUUUUGCGCUAGUUACGGCUGUGGAUGUGGAGAAGAGCUAUAUCUGA
Messenger RNA from Trematosphaeria pertusa, 783 nucleotides. RefSeq lists its product as uncharacterized. The transcript is spliced from 3 exons. NCBI's taxonomy places the organism in Eukaryota, Fungi, Ascomycota, Dothideomycetes, Pleosporales, Trematosphaeriaceae. The record is from RefSeq and is a predicted model, not a curated record. Bases 1 to 783 code for a protein of 260 amino acids.